This is a messenger RNA of Gossypium raimondii (Peruvian cotton), 2467 nucleotides long. Its product is annotated as U-box domain-containing protein 9-like. The record is from RefSeq and is a predicted model, not a curated record. NCBI's taxonomy places the organism in Eukaryota, Viridiplantae, Streptophyta, Magnoliopsida, Malvales, Malvaceae. Gene Ontology annotation, cellular component: nucleus; cytoplasm. The coding region runs from base 410 to 2344 and encodes 644 amino acids. The transcript has 2 exons.
UCUCUGAUAAAAGAAGAAAAGCUGGGGAGGGCGGCUUAAGAUUUAAUUUUUAUUUGUUUAAUCUGGCAUGAAAAUUAGGUGGCUUUUAAAAUAUAUUAGGUGGAAAUUCAAGAUUUGUUUAAUUCCACGUCAUUCCUCUGUUAUGCACUUAACGGAAAAGAAAAAAAGAAAAAAAGAAAUUAGUGACGAAUUUGUAACUUGAGUGACAAAAGAAAAUUUAACAAUAAUAGAAUGAUGGGUAGUUUACUCUAUAAAUAUGUAUAAAUUCAGUCCAAAUUACAAUCUUUUCUUUUCAUUAAUCUCUUUUGCUAUUAGAACUCCCCCCUCCCCCCUCCCCCGGUUUUAUUUUCUUUCUUGAGUGCUCAAAGCAGAAAGAACCAAGAAGCUUUCAAUUCUUUUUCUUUCUUCAAUGGCCGAAACAGAUGAUUCAGUAUCGGCAGAAAGGAAAGAACCAUCUUCAAUGGCUGAAACAGGGGAGUCAUCAGCAGCGUCAGGGGAAGAACCAUCUUCAAUGGUUGAAACAGGGGAGUCAUCAUUAGCAAAAGAGAAAGAACCAUCUUCAAUGGCUGAAACAGGGGAGUCACCAGCAGCGUCAGGGGAAGAACCAUCUUCAAUGGCUGAAACAGGGGAGCCAUCAUUAGCAAAAGAGAAAGAACCAUCUUCAAUGGCUGAAACAGGGGAGUCACAGGCAGCGUCAGGGGAAGAACCAUCCUCAAUAGAUGAAACAGGGGAGUCAUCAUUAGCAAAAGAGAAAGAACCCUCUUCAAUGGCUGAAACAGGGUCACCGGCAGCUUCAGGGGAAGAACCAUCUUCAAUAGAUGAAACAGGGGAGUCAUCAUUAGCAAAAGAGAAAGAACCAUCUUCAAUGGCUGAAACAGGGGAGCCACAGGCAGCGUCAGGGGAAGAACCAUCUUCAAUAGAUGAAACAGGGGAGUCAUCAUUAGCAAAAGAGAAAGAACCCUCUUCAAUGGCUGAAACAGGGGAAUCACCGGCAGCUUCAGGGGAAGAACCAUCUUCAAUAGAUGAAAUAGGGGAGUCAUCAUUAGCAAAAGAGAAAGAACCAUCUUCAAUGGCUGAAACAGGGGAGUCACCGGCAGCGGCAGGGGAAGAACCAUCUUCAAUGACUGAAACAGGGGAGUCAUCAUUAGCAAAAGAGAAAGAACCAUCUUCAAUGGCUGAAACAGGGAAGUCAUCAUUAGCAAAAGGGAAAGAUCCAUCUUCAAUGGCUGAAACAGGGGAUUCAUCAUCAUCAUUAACAGGGGAAGUAAGGGAGUUAAAGAAAGAACUUGAAAGGGUGGUAAGAAUGAUUCUUGAAGAAGAAGAUGAUGAUGACAAUAGGAUUGAUACAAUAAGCGAAUCCAUAAGAAUCUUGUCUCGUUUAAGAGAGAUGAAGUUGAAUCAACCUGCUGUUAUUGGAAUGGAUGAUGAUAAAGGUAAAGCAGUCUUGCCACCUAAGCAAGACGGCGCCUCUCCUAUGUCAUCUCCAUCACUCGUCAUGGGUAAUCCCUUUGUUUCGGUUUCAAACCAGGCGCUGAAGUGGAUGAAAUCAAAUGAAGCUAAACUAAAAAGCCAAGAGAUGAUGGACGCGAGUCGAGUUUCGGCAAACAUGCACCUUGAAAGGUUGUGUGGUUCAUUUUCUGAUAAGGUGAGAGCUGCUAGAGAGCUUAGCAAACUGACAAAGUCACAACCAGCAUACAGGGCAAUUUUUGCCGAGCUCCCGGACAGCAUCUCGAGAUUACUCGGUCCGUUAUUGUCCGAGGACUAUUACGAUCCCGAACUCGAGCAAGAUUUGAGCUACAGAGUUUCCAAACUCAAAAUGAAGCAAGAUUUGAUGGAAAUAGUUUUAGACAUUUCAACCGAUGACAACAAUAAGCAACAUAUGGCGGAACAUCCUAGUGUCAUCCCUUUGCUUGAUCGCACUCUUUACACUGGAACCAUGGAAACAACGAGAACUGCUGCAAUGACUCUGGUAUCGUUAUUGUCACUCGAAUCUAACAAGUUCAUCAUCGGAAAAUCCACCAUUCCUGCGGCUUUGCUUCGAUUCGUAGACAUAGAGGAUGCUGCCGCAGCUAUACUCAGCCUCUGUACUGUACAUGAGAACAUAGCAAAGUUUAAUAAAUUAGGGGCAAUCAAGGUUAUGUCGCAGAAGAUUGAUGAAGGUAUACUUGUUGAUCAGCUAUUGGCGAUUCUUGCAGUUCUAUCUUCACGUCAAGACGUCUUUUUUGAAUUUGAGGAUGUUGAUGCUUUCCGACGCUUGGUUGAGCACAGAAGAAAUAUCAGUUCCCAACGUGCUGAAAACACCAGCAGUGCUAGUGCCGCCAUACGUUGUUUCACGCGCAGAUGAAAUUAAAGGGACUACUCUGUAAACAUUUGCAGAACUAAGGGACCAAAAGGAAAUAAAAACCUUUUCUAGCUUGAUAUGUCUUACUUGAUGAAAUAAAAUCCCAAGGGAAAACCAUUCUUUUUA